Messenger RNA from Sitophilus oryzae (rice weevil), 990 nucleotides. RefSeq lists its product as uncharacterized. Lineage: Eukaryota; Metazoa; Arthropoda; Insecta; Coleoptera; Curculionidae. Gene Ontology annotation, molecular function: nucleic acid binding. The coding region runs from base 1 to 990 and encodes 329 amino acids. The transcript has a single exon. The record is from RefSeq and is a predicted model, not a curated record.
AUGUAUCCGAAUCGUAGACCUCCCCACCUCAGCACGUUCACUAGACUUCAUCAAAGGCUGCAUGAAUCUGGCACUUUCGAAAAAAGAAGUUUGGAUACCGGCCGACACCGCCAAAUUCGAACACCCGAAUUAGAAGUUGCUGUCUUAAAUAUUAUUGAAGCGCAACCUGAGACAAGUACCAGGAAAAUUGCAGCGGACUUAAAUACUUGUACAUCAACUGUAUGGAGGAUAUUAAAAGAACAGCAGUUAUAUCCUUACCAUAUACAGAGAGUUCAAGCUCUUUUACCAAGUGAUUUCGAGCCGAGAAUGACAUUUUCCCAAUGGUUUCAUCAAAUGAAUAUGGAAAACCCUUUUUUUUGUUCAAAAAUUCUUUUUUCCGACGAAGCUAGUUUCUCAAGAGAUGCAAUUCAAAACUUCCAUAAUAGGCAUAUAUGGGCUGAAGAAAAUCCUCAUUCAGUUAUAGAAUCUAGACAUCAAUAUCAGUUUUCCGUUAACGUUUGGAUAGGAAUUGUCGAUGAACAUUUAAUUGGGCCCCAUUUUCUACCUUUAAGAUUAACUGGUGAGUCGUAUUUUUAUUUCCUACAAGAAGAAUUGCCUCCUUUACUAGAACAUUUACCCCUGCAGAUUAGACGAGAGAUGUAUUACAUGCAUGAUGGUGCUCCAGGACAUUUCAGCAUAGAUGUACGAAGGUAUUUAAAUCUUAAUUAUGAAAACCGCUGGAUAGGAAGAGGUGGGCCUCAUUUCUGGCCGCCUCGAUCCCCAGAUUUGAAUCCUUUGGAUUUUUGUAUUUGGGGAUAUUUAAAAGAAUUAGUUUAUGCUACACCAGUACAGGAUAUCGAAGACCUACGAAAUCGCAUAAUUGCAUCAUGUGAUAUAAUAAGAAAUAAUCCUGGUAUAUUUCAGCGUAUUAGGGGCUCAAUGUUGCGUAGGAUAAAUGCAUGUAUUACAUCACAAGGUGGACAUUUUCAACACCUGUUGAAAAACAUUUAA